Messenger RNA from Caenorhabditis sp. 36 PRJEB53466, 1276 nucleotides. NCBI's taxonomy places the organism in Eukaryota, Metazoa, Nematoda, Chromadorea, Rhabditida, Rhabditidae. The record is from the annotation of a GenBank genome assembly.
AUGUCUUCUGCCGUGCCGAUAGCCGAUUGUUCCCAAAUGGAGGCGUUUGCCACGUCGCAAGUGCUCCGACUCUCGCUGUCGCUCAACCUCAUCAUUUCGAUCGUCGCUAUUCCGGUGCUCGGCAAGAGCAUUCAUUUCAUCGCUAGCCGCGACGUGUUCCACAUCAACACACGUCUUCAGAUUCUCGUUCAUCUCCUCGCCCUUCUCAUUCAUUCCGUCGGAAGAGUGGGCCUCCAUUCGAUGGAUCUCUUCAACUACUUGCGCUAUCAUGACAGCGCCUGUGACAUCAUUCCGAACUUUUACAGGUACCGUAUACUCUUGAAAACGUCUCUAAGAUGUCUUCAGAUGCUUCAUCUUCCGCGGCUUCUACAACGCCGGUCUCGCCCUCUCCUCGAUGUGCUCCACAGCUCUUGUGCUCGAACGAAUCGCCGCGUUCCGUUACUCUCAAUCCUACGAACACUGUCAGGCUGGAUUCGGAGUGCUUCUCGCGUUCCUUCAGUUCUUCCUGGCCGCCUGUUACCUCUUCAGCAUGUACUUCCACGCCGCGUUCGUCCCUGGCAACUUCACUCUCUACUACUGUCAGACCAUCGCCUCAUCCUUCGGAUCCAUCUGGUUCGUGAUCGGACCGCUGUAUGCUGUGAUGCUCGCGCAAAUCGUCUCGAGAAUCAUGUUCUACGUGUUGAUGCGAAAGAGCAAAGUGAGUAAGCACCGCCAGAAAAUAUUUUAUGAAUCGAUAUUUCAGAACUUGCGCUCCAAAGUCUCGCUAACUCUAUCGAAUCGAUUCAAUCUGGACCAGAGCCUCCGGUCGCUUCGUGCUCUCAAACUGCUUGUCAACUGCAACUUCAUCGUCUUCAUCAUUCUUUCAAUUGUCACAACUACUCUGCAUUUCAACUCGUACCAACUCACCAAACCGCAUUAUAUGGCUCUUGUCGAAGGUGAGCUUUUUGUUUAGUCACAAAAGUUCAAGAGACCGAGGUUGUCAGAGCAGUAAUUGAGAAGCAGAAGAGAAAAGAGGAAAGUAUUUUCGUCCAGAGCUAGGAUGAAUAGUCUUGAAAGCCGUCUAAUUUCAGCCGUCCACAUCCUUCCGGUGUACGGCAUCGCUGUUUCCAUUGGCGUCUACUCGAAACUGCAAUCGGUAAGUUGGUCCCUAAAACUAGCAAAUUCUUUCAUUUGCUUCUUUUUUCAGCUCACCACAACACAAAGCCGAGCUCUGGUUAAGGCGAUACACACAAAGAGCGACUCGUAUUUCGAUCAACUUCGGAAACAGAUGGAAUGA